Messenger RNA from Mytilus trossulus (common blue mussel), 12958 nucleotides. RefSeq names its product deleted in malignant brain tumors 1 protein-like. The record is from RefSeq and is a predicted model, not a curated record. Gene Ontology annotation, cellular component: membrane. Bases 381 to 9605 code for a protein of 3074 amino acids. The transcript is spliced from 31 exons. Lineage: Eukaryota; Metazoa; Mollusca; Bivalvia; Mytilida; Mytilidae.
ACAGUUGUCUUAUGGAUCCCUGUUCAUCUCGGCUAUAGGCUACGACCAUCAUUCUUACUUCUUAAGAAAAAUACAAAGCUACUCAACACAUAAUUAUUUUAUUUUAUUGUUUAUUUUCUGUUUCCUUUUAUCAAAUAUGAUAUGGAUGUUCUGUUGAAUCAAAAGUGAAGAUACAUAUACAUACUCGUAAAAGGACAUAACAGUUAAAACGUUCCGCUUUGAUUCACACCUGGAUAAAGCACGUGUUUACAGGUGAAAACUGUAUACCUAUGGUCAUUUAUAAACUUCUAAAGAUUAAGAAUAGUUUGUGAUUAUUGACAAAUGAUAAUGAGAGAAUAAGAAUCAUAAAAGGAUCCGUUUAAUGAAUAUAUAUCGACAUUAUGGAUUACUCAUCAAAUUUGUUUAGAGUACAACUAGUUAUUGUGAUUGUAUUGACAGUUAUUUUACAUAAUACAAAUGCUAAAAAUUCUUCACAAGCAUUUUAUGUACGGUUAAAAGAUGGAAAAACGACGAGUUCAGGGAGAGUAGAAAUUUCCAAAGAUAAAGCUAAUUGGGGAACAAUCUGUGAUGACUUCUGGGAUAAUGAUGCUGCUACAGUUGUAUGUCGACAGCUUGGAUUUACAUGGGGUAUAGGGCAUUCAUUAGCCCAUUUUGGUCAAGGCAAAGGUCAGAUCUAUUUAGAUGAAGUUAUUUGUAAAGGACAUGAGACAUCGCUGGACGAAUGUCUGACCAAUCCUUGGGGAGUACACAACUGCAACCACCAGGAAGAUGCUGGCGUCUCCUGUUUCAACGUUACUUCACAGUUGCGCUAUGCCAAAAAUCAACCAAAUGUUGGGCUGGUGGAAGUUAGUGGACCAAAGGGUUGGUCAGAGGUGUGUCAUCACAGAUGGAACGAUAUUGAUGCAGGCGUCGUUUGUCGAGAACUGGGUUAUGUCUCUGGUAAAGCAAUAACAAAUGCAACCAGAGGAUCUAUUGGAAUGUCUCUGGGAUUUUCUGAUGCCUUCUACAAAUUUAAUUGCUCAGGAAAAGAGAGUAGGUUGUUGAAUUGCUCUUUCUCCGACUAUUAUUGGCAGAGCUGUGUUGAAGGAAGUUUAGCUGGAGCUGUGUGCUAUGAAACAUCAUUAAGUAAUAUUGACAUGAAUUUUGAUGUAAGAAUUGUAGAUGGUGGGGAUGCAUGGGGUCGUGUUGAAGUAAAACACCUUGGCGUGUGGGGUCAUGCCUGCUCUUAUGAAUGGUCCAAUGUUGAAGCCUCAGUAGUUUGUCGGAGUAAAGGAUUCAUUGGUGGAGUAGUAUUUGGUACCAAACAUCAACCAGAUAAAGUUGCCUGGGUCAGUGGUUUGAAGUGCACAGGAAAGGAAACAUCUCUUUUCGACUGUAAAAGUUCUUCUUGGUUUCAUCCUGUUUUCUGGUGUCCUGCUGUCUCUGUGCUGUGUUAUAAAAAGGAAGCCCCUAGAAUGAGUAUUGUAGGAGGUGGCCAGACAGGACGUGUAGAGAUAACUUACGAUGGACAGAAAGGGUCAGUCUGUAAUAAAUACUGGUCUAAGACCAAUUCUAAAGUUCUGUGUAAAGAGAAGGGCUUUGCUGACGGAGAAACAACAAACUUAGGGAACGGUGGAACAGGAAAUAUCUUCCUCAGUGGUGUUAUAUGUACUGGAUUAGAGAAAUCCAUCCUGAUGUGUAACAAUUCAGGAUGGGGUGUGGCUGACAAUGAUUGUUCUAAUCAUAAAAGAGAUGUAGAAGUAUUGUGUUAUACAGAUGUCAGAUUAUUACAGUCCAUAAGACCUGACAAUGGUGUAGUAAAUAUCUUUGUCACCUCUGAACAAAGCUGGUUUGACAUCUGUCUGAGUGGAUUUGGAUUGUUUGAGUCACGGCUUGUUUGUAAGGAGCUAGGUUAUAAUAACGGAACAGUGUUGCCACAGGGAAGUUUUGGAAAAUACAACAAGUAUCCUUUAACACAGAUAAGCUGUAAAGGAACAGAAGAUUCUAUAUUUAAAUGUCAAUUCCAAACAAAAAAAGUUUGCAGUAACAAAUAUUUUGGAUAUGCAGCUGUCAGUUGUUUCAAUGGAAGUUCUGAUACAGUGGUAAAGGUCAACAUAGGAGGAUCGGAAUCAGAAGGUGGUGUACACAGUUUUGGUGUUGUUUCUGUCAGAGCCUUCAACACAUGGGGUCAAGUGUGUUCUUCCUUCUGGGACGACAAAGCAGCUAAUGUUCUGUGUAAGACAAAGAAGUUUGCAGGAGGGGUGGCUACUGUCUAUCACAAGCCUUCAUCUGUUCCUGUACUGGUGUCGGAGUACCAUUGCUUUGGGAAUGAAAGUGAUUUCUCCCAAUGUAAAGGAGAUACUGGUGUAUGUUAUAGUUCAUCAGUGGCAGGGGCCAUUUGUUAUAAUAGUUUUGCACCUCAUACAUUGUUGAGAGACGGAGGUGAUAACUACGGUAGAGUUAUUAUCCGUAUAGACGAGGAAAUAGGAUCUGUUUGUGACAAUAAAUGGGGUCAACAAGAGGCUACAGUAGUUUGUAGGAGUAUGGGAUAUAAUUCUGGAGAACCUAUGGCGGUAAAGCCUGGUAAUGAGCCUGCUUUCCUGUCUAACAUUUGGUGUACUGGAACUGAAACCUCACUAUUGGGAUGUUCUAGUUAUGGCUAUAGAGUUCUCAAUAUACCAGAUUGUAAAGAUCAUGUUGGGGUCUAUUGCUGGAAAAAUGUAAAACUGUUAGAGGGUAAGAAAGGAGCAGGUUACAUAACGGGAAGAGUAGAAGUUCUAAAUCAAAACAAAUGGUACAGUAUCUGUGCCACCAACUUUACCCAGGCUAGUGCUGAUGUGGUCUGUCGAGAUAUAGGCUUUGAUAAAGCUAGGAUUCUGGGACCUGGAUCAUUUGGAUUCCUCAAAUCCUUUGGUACUAUUUAUAAUAUGGACUGUAAAGGAUCUGAGUUGACCUUAGAUGAAUGUAAGAUGACGGUGACAACUAAAUGUAACUCUGUUACUGUUAACUAUGCUAGUCUACUGUGUAUAAAGAAUAGUGGCUUUGAACCUGAGAAGAAGUUUUAUAUAUCAGAUGGUUACCAUGGUUCUGUUUUGGCGGAGCAGUAUGGUAUGAAUGGUACAAUCUGUACUGAAGGCUGGGAUGACAAGGAUGCCAAUGCUUUCUGUCACAUGGUUGGUUAUAAAGGGGGUGUGGUCUUUGGCCCUCAAGAAGUGUAUUCUAGGUCAAUGCCAGUUUGGUAUACAAAUUUCAAUUGUACCGGAACAGAGUCUUCUCCAGCAGAAUGUGAUGCUAGUCCACAUGUAUCACUAGACUGUGUAAGGUCCAUUAAGAAUGCUGGUGUACUGUGUUACAAUUCUACAGGUGUAGAAAUUAAGCUUGUUGAUGGAAAGAAACACUAUGGUAGAGUAGAGAUUAGUUAUGAUGGAGUUUCUGGUACAGUAUGUGAUUACGACUGGAGCAAGUAUGAUGCCAGGGUUCUCUGUCAACAGCUGGGGUACCCUGAUGGUACUGCCUACAAAGGUUCUUAUCAUGGAUCAGGCUCUGGAAAUGUAUACCUAUCUGGAAUGUUCUGUGACAGUACUGAGUCUAGUUUACUGGAAUGUCCUAGUCGUGGAUGGGGUAAUGUCCAGUCCUAUUGUACUCAGCAUAUGACUGAUGCAGGAGUCACAUGUUCUAGAAGAGUGAAUACCAGUCCAGGAGAUGAUUAUGGUGCUCUCCAGAUUUGGUCGAACAAGGUCUACACAAUGGUCUGUUCUGAUAACUUUGAUGACAAUGAUGCCAAGGUAGCCUGUCGAGAUAUGGGAUAUGCUUAUGGGAAAAGUCUAUGUUGCUCAGCAUUUGGGUCACAUGAUUAUCAAAUAUCAAUAACGGGUCUACAGUGUCUUGGUAAUGAACCUACUCUGAAUGACUGUAAAGCUAUAGAUGGACUUCAGAGAUGUGCUAGUAAAAAAUAUGCCUCAGUUGUCUGUACUGACAAGGAACCAUCACAUAAAGGGUUUGAGCUCCGAUUUGAGAAUGGAACUUUUGGCAAGCUAUGGGUAGACUACUAUAACCAUGAGGGUUUGGUUUGUACAAAUGGCUACGACAGUAAUGAUGCUAUGGUUGCAUGUAGACAGAAAGGCUUUCUGGGAGGAUUUGGUUACAAAUAUCGCCAUGAUGUACUACCACAUGUACCUCGAUCACGGACUGAUGAUAUCAGAUGGUUAAACAACCUGAAUUGUACUGGAGCUGAGAGUAACUUAGACAAGUGUGGAACAUUAGCCUGGGGUCAGAUAGAUAAUUGUUCUAUCAGUAGUUCUGCUGCUGCAUUCUGUUAUAAAACUAAAGAGACUGCUGGCUUUGAGUUGAGAAUAACUGGUGGAAAGUCCAAAUCUGAAGGUCUUGUAGAGGUCAAAAUCAAUGGCACAUGGGGAAGUAUAUGUGGAUGGUAUAUGACAAACAAGGUUGCCACAGUGAUAUGUCGUCAGAGAGGAUUUAUGUAUGGUGUGUAUGUUGUCAACCAUUCCUAUGGCAACACCACUGGUCCCGUGUGGAUCAGUAGAGCCUACUGUCACGGUAAUGAGAGCAGUAUACUGGACUGUGAGUUAGUAGGUCUUGCUGAGAAACCAGACACAGCAUGUGCAGCACACGAGAAAGAUAUUGGGGUUAAAUGUUAUGCAAGUGUCAGAUUGUCUGGACUUGGACUGGCCAACUAUGGACAACUUCAGGUAUUUAAGAAAGAUUCCUGGUAUUCUGUUUGUGAUGAAAACUUCAAUGAUACUGAUGCUAAGGUGGCAUGCCAGUCAAUGGGAUAUACAGAUGGCAGGGCCCAGUGUUGUUCUGCUCAGGGAACAUGGCUGACUUCUCGUCCAAUAGGAAUUACUAAUGUCCAGUGUACUGGCAGAGAGAAGUUCAAUGAUUGUCCACAUGAAGAGGAUUCAUGUCCAUCAAAACAUUAUGUGUCUGUGGCUUGUACAGAUUCUGAUGCUACUAAAUAUUCUGUCCAUGUUACCAGGCCCAGUGGAUUAUUCUUUGGUAAUGUAGAGGUGCAGCGAUAUGGAAUCUGGGGAUCAAUCUGUGAUGUAGGAUGGGAUAAUGAUGAUGCACAAGUAGUCUGUCGGGAAUUAGGUUUUGCUGGUGGUAAUGCCACCAGGGGAACAGUCCUCAGACAUGUGCCUACAUUAUUUGGGCAUGUUAAUUGUACUGGUACAGAGAAGACAUUGCAUGGGUGUCCCAUGGCAACCUUCAGAGAGGACCAUCAAUGUAAUGAAAGAUCUUCUAGGGCUGCUAUUGUUUGCUCAAAGAAAGCAGAGGGUGUGCAGUUUAGAAUUGGUGAGGAAUAUGAAGGAAGUGGCAGAGCAGAGAUUUACUUAAAUGGUAGAUGGGGUACUGUUUGUAAUGUUUACUGGGAUGAUGUUGAUGCUGAGGUCUUCUGUCGACAGUUAGGUCCCUUUGUAGGAGGAGUUCAGACUAACCCUACAACAGUAGGCACUAAUGAUCAGGAUAUUUGGAUGACAAGGGUGGAGUGUAUGGGGAAUGAGACAAACUUCCUACAGUGUGAAGCUUCAUGGUAUCCUGCUCAGACACAAAGAUGUACACAUGGCAAUGAUGCUGGAGUUGUCUGUUUCAAAUCAGUGCGUUUAAUGAGAGGGAACUAUAGAAGUAAUGGUAUGGUUGAAGUAUAUCACAAGAACAAAGGCUGGAGUACAGUUUGUGCCAGUGGAUUUGGGGAAACAGAAGCAGAUGUCGCCUGUGGGAUUCUUGGCUAUGAACAUGGACUACCGCUAUGCUGCUCACCUUUUGGUUUUAGUUUCAUCACUCCAUUGUUUGGGAAGUUACAGUGUAAAGGAAAUGAGAAACAUCUAACAGAUUGUCCCAGUACUGGUAUAGUCUGUAACAGUCCACAGAAUUAUGCCUCACUUGCAUGUUAUAAUGGAACCCGUACACAAAAUUAUACACUAAGACUAGCUGGAGGAUCAAGUUAUACUGGUCAAGUCAACAUCACUUACCUUGGAAUAGAGGGGCGUAUCUGUAUUGACGGGUGGAAUGACAAGGCUGCCAGAGUUGUCUGUCAUGAACUCGGCUAUCCUGAUGGCAUGUCAUACUUCCAUUACAAAAGUGAUAUGGAUGCAGUAGGUCCCUAUUGGACAACUAAUGUCACAUGUCAUGGUAACGAGUCUAGUAUCAACCAGUGUAGCCAUGUUGGAUUUGGGAAUGUAAAAGAAUGCAAAGGGAAGCAUUAUGCUGGGGUGCUAUGCUUUGACAGAGAAGGUGUAUACUACCGUUUAGCUGGAGGAAAUGAUAGAUCUGGUCGUGUAGAGGUAUCUGUCCAUGGAGAAUGGGGAACAAUCUGUGAUCACUACUGGGACCAGUACGAUGCUGACGUAUUCUGUAGACAGCUAGGGUUUAACACAGGAGAUUCCUACUAUGGUGACAAUCUACCUCCUGGUUCAGGGACACAGUGGGAUGGUAAAAUACACUGUUCUGGGAAGGAAGAAAGUCUUGACAUCUGUCCCCAUGAAGGAUGGGUUGUUGGAAACUCUAGAUUCUGUCUGGGUCAUAAAGAUGAUGCUGCUGUUAUGUGUUAUACUAAUGUUAAGCUAUACAAAGGAUACACCCCAGGUAGUAGCAAUGGAGCUGUAUUAUACUACCACAACAGGACUUGGUUACGUGUGUGUGACACAGGCUUCACGGACAUGUCGGCUAGAGUGGUGUGUGAGGAGUUAGGUUAUACUGAUGGACAGGCCAUUUGUUGUUCAGCAUUUGGUAAAACCAGUGAACCUGUAUUGACCAAUUACACACUCAGAUGUACUGGUAGGGAGAAAUCUGUUACAGAAUGUUUACGGGAAGAGCAAUGUGAAUCUGAGCAGUAUGCUUCAGUGAUGUGUUUUAAUGAGACAAAGAUACCUGAUAAAGAAAAAUAUACCCUGAAGUUACAAGAUAGAAACAAAGGUCAGGUAAUUGUGACACAUCUAGGUGCCACUGGUAGGAUAUGUGGUAAAAACUGGGAUGAUGUUGAUGCUGGUGUGUUCUGUAGAGAACAGGGAUACAGACAUGGUAUAGCCUACAAACAUGAUGAACAGUCUACCUCAGAGAGUUCUAGGGGUCCCUAUUGGCUGAGUGACUUUAACUGUACAGGAGAAGAGAAGGCACUACUUGACUGUCCUCAUCAAUCUAGGAUGUCAUUAGGAAACUGUACUGAUACACAUAUUGCUUCAGUGUUGUGCUUUAAGGAUGAAGGAAUAAAGUAUUAUAUGAGUGAUGGUGGCUCUCAUUAUGGCAGAGUCGAGAUAUCAGUUGGUGGCAUCAAUGGCACAAUCUGUGAUGCUGGAUGGGACAAUAAAGAUGCUUCUGUAUUUUGUCGUCAGUUUGGAUUCACUGAGGGUGUGGCAUUGCCUAGUGCCACUUAUGGACAGGGUCGUGGACCUAUAUGGCUAAGCCAUCUUCAAUGUAAUGGAAAUGAGAAAAAUCUUCACCAAUGUCCACAUCGAGGCUUUAAUGAUCAGUUCUCUGAGAGUAACUGGAUACUGUCCAUCAUAUGUGAUUCUCAUCGAGAUGAUGCUUCUGUAUUUUGUUAUAAAAAUGUUCGUCUUAAUGAAGGACAUGAUGCCAGGAUGGGAGGAGUAGAAUACCAUCGUGAUGGGGAGUGGUAUAGUAUUUGUGAUGAAGGAUUUGAUGACCAAGCUGCUAGGGUAACAUGUAGAAGUCUGGGAAAUAACUUUACUGAUGGUCUGGCCAUUAAAGGCUCAGCGUUUGGCAAGAUUAAAGGACAGACUUUAAUCUCUGAUCUGAGAUGUAAUGGAAGAGAAUCUGACCUGUCUGAAUGUAAAAUGAAGUUUAAUACCACUACCUGCACUGCAUAUGCUUCUGUAUACUGUAGUAAUACAACUAUAGAAAAGAAAGGAUUUGCACCUAGAAUUGCCUCAGAUAGUUUAGCCAGUACAGUUCAUGGUAUCCUAGAGGUCAGAGUUAAUGGUGUAUGGGGACGUGUCUGUAUGCAGGACUGGGACGAUCGUGACGCCAAUGUCACAUGUAAAGAACUAGGUUAUGCUGGAGGUGUGGCUUACUUGCAUAUUAUGAAGAAUAGAAAGCCAAUAUUAAUGAGAGGUGUGAAAUGUACAGGCCUGGAGAGUUCUCUAGCUGAUUGUGUUCAGUCACAGAAGGCUGACCUAGAUUCUUGUAGCUUUAAUUCAAAUGAUGCUGGUGUAUUGUGUUACAAUUCCACAGGUAUACAGUACAGAUUACAGGGAAGUAAGAACCCCUCCGUGGGCAGAGUAGAAAUCAGUUACGAUGGAUCGUGGGGGUCAGUCUGUUCAUGGUCAUGGAAGACUGCUGAUGCCAAGGUCAUGUGUAAACAACUUAAUUACACAGAUGGUAUAGUCAACUACAAUGUCAACAAAUCUCUCAAAUCAUUACCUCGGUGGAUUACAGGAUUUUUCUGUCAGGGUUCAGAGGACACUAUGAUGACGUGUCUGAAUACAGGAUUUAAUUCUUCAUUCUUAGACGAUCUUUGUAUGAGGAGAACAGAUGAACCAGGGGCUUACACAGAAUGUUUUAAUGAGACUGUUGAGCCAACACAGAUCCGUUUGAUGAAUGGUAAAGACAAAUACUCAGGGCGGGUGGAAGUGUAUGUGAAGGGACCAAAUAAAUGGGGUACAGUAUGUGAUGAUUUCUGGAAUGACCAGGCUGCCAGUGUAGUGUGUCGACAACUCAACUUUACUGGUGGGACUGUGGUCCGAGGAGGGAAAUUUGGAACUGGAUCUGGUCCCAUUUGGUUUGACAAUGUGAAGUGUAAAGGGACAGAAGAAUCCCUAUAUAAGUGUGGACACAGAGGGAUAGGUACACAUAACUGUAACCACACUGAGGAUGUUGGAGUUAUAUGUAUGGCUCCACCAAUACCAACAAUAGUGGUUACAAGUACAGCUGCUCCAACAACAUCAACAACAGCUACAACUAAAACAACAGUUCAAUCUACAACAACAAAAACAACUACACAAAGUUCAACAACUAGGACAACAAGUACUCAGAAACCAACACCAUCCCCAACGACAACAAGAACAACAACUACUACAACUCAACCAUCUUCUACAUCAACAAGAGCCACAACUACAAAACCAACAACUACCAGGACAACUAGCACAUCAACAACAACUAAAACAACUGUUAUUAUUCCAGAUACAACAACACAUUCUAAUGUGACUGUCAUUCCAAGUAAACAACAAAAAUCUGAAAAUAAUCUUGGUGUAGUGAUAGCAGUGCCGAUCGUCAUACUUGUGAUCAUUUUGAUAGCAAUACUUGUUGUCUUUAUUGUAAGGAUUAGAAGACUCAAACGAGGUGUUCCACAUGAACGAUUCCAUGAUGAUAUUAUAGAAAACAACCAAGACAGUCUUGGUAUGAAUAAUCAACUGUAUGAUCUAAGCCUACAGCCAACAGGCAAUGGUUAUGCAGAAGGUUCUCGUCCAUCUCAAGAGGGAGAUAAAUUAAAAUUAUCCAAAAAUGGAAAUGCAUAUUAUGCUAAAAAUGACAGUUUUAGUAAUGAUGCAUCUUCGAACUCAUUUGCUAAUCCUUUAUAUGGUAAUGCUAGUAUGGAAACAAAUGUAGAACAAAAAGAAAUAGAUUUACUUAAUGACAGUUCUACGGCUUAACAGUGCUGUGUUAUAUAAAUAAUGUCAAAUAAGUGCUUGAUAUUGGUGCAGUUCUUUUACCCAAGGGUUGAAGGGGAUAGUACUGGCGAAGGCAUCGUAAAAUACAAAUGUACUGUCAGGUUUUGUGGCAUGCUUUAAAGAUGGUAAAUAGAACAUAUGAAUAUCAAGGAAAGUAUGUAGGGUUAUAUAUACCAUCGAACAUUGUAAGUUGCAACUUCAUUAAAAAUGAUUCAUGGCGUUCAAGUAUUUUUUCUUAUGUAUUCAAACUGUAAAACUGUUUAAACUAAUUUCUCUUUUAUAAAAAGUGGACACUGUGUCAGUGGUGCUAUAAAAGUUUCCCUAAUUGUUGAAUUUUUUAUAAUAAUGUUUGAUAUGUAUAAGAACAUAAAAUACAUUGAGUCGUUAAAAAUCAUUACAAGCUCACAUGACAUGUUUAACAGGCAGAUUUUUACAUUAUGCAUUUAUUGGAGUUAUUUUUUGGCAAUGUUUCAGAUUGAAAACAUAUCCCUCCUCAAAGGCUUAACUAAUAUAGUAUUUUUAUAUCACACUGUAUAAUCGUGAUAAUGGUUAAAUCUUAUAAUCGUGAUAAUGGUUAAAUCUUAUAAUCGUGAUAAUGGUUAAAUCUUAUAAUCGUGAUAAUGGUUAAAUCUUAUAAUCGUGAUAAUGGUUAAAUCUUAUAAUCGUGAUAAUGGUUAAAUCUUAUAAUCGUGAUAAUGGUUAAAUCGUAUAAUCGUGAACAUGGUUAAAUCUUAUAAUCGUGGUAAUAGUUAAAUUUUAUAAUCGUGAUAAUGGUUAAAUCUGAUAAUCAUGAUAAUGGUUAAAUCUUAUAAUCGUGAUAAUGGUUAUAUCAUUGUUUUCUGUGUGUUUGUUGUAGCUUCAGAAUAAAACAACAAAAUGUUUCAAAUCACUAAAAUAUAAAAUAAAAAUAAGUGCAAUUCUUUUGGAUAGUACCAUUUGCACGUAAAGUAUCCAAAUUAGAAUAUUUGAAUUCCUUUCUAUUUAAAUGAUUCUUUUCGCCUUUUUACCAAGAUUUCCAUUUUUUUUCAGUUCUUGAAAUUUUUCAUCAUUAUUGACUGUCUUUAGCUUUGUUACAUGUUCAAGAAUUUAUAAUUUUUUUUAAGUUUGUACGCAAUAUCACCCCAAGUUUAAAAGCCUAACACAAUACACUAUAUGUAUGACUUACAAGUGCUAAAAUAACCUUUAUUUAUUUUUAUUUUAUCUGAUAGAUGCAUUUCUUUAAAUCCAUCGGCAGAUCCUUGGGGGCCCGGGCUACCCCUUUAGUGGGAAAAAUUUGGUUGAUUAUAUAGGGAAUCACUGAAGCAUGACUGGAGCGGGCCCCCUUAUGAUCCUGGAUCCGCCUCUGAAAUCUUUAAUUUAAUGCUUCUCAAAUUCUUCAUGUUCUUGUCAUAUAUCAUUGUAAGAAUGUAUGAAAUAUGAUAAAUAAUCACAUUGUUAUAUCCUAAUGUUAUUGAUCUUCAAGCAUGGCCAAAACAAGUUAUCUAUGUGAUGAUUAUUUUGCUUUGCCAAAAAUAUAUUUUUUCACAAUGUCUGAUUGUCAUCAUCUUUUUUAAACCAUGUUUGAUCAUAUAUUAUUUAUAUUUGAAUGUUAUUAUUUCUAAUUUGUGUAAUAGGGUUCGAUAUUCUUUUUGGUGAAAUUAUUAUUAUAAUUAUCGAUCACCAAGGAAUAGUUUUUUACAUUAAAUGUUAUAAGUUGAAUAAUAUUACGUAUUGAUUUUAGUGUUGUCAAUUGUAAGAUAGACUGAAUGAAAAGGUAGGAGUAUGAUUAGUGUAAAAACUUAAUAUGUUUGAAGCAGUACAUUGAAUUAAAUAAAGGUCACCAUAAUUUUUAGUGAAAGAAGAAAACAUAUUUUAAUUCAUAGAGAAACAAAGAAAACUAAGAUGAAUUAUUCAAAAAGAGGUUUUCUUAGCGUGUAGAGAGCAUAAUGUCAGAUUAAGAUAUAAUAAAGAGUAAACAUGCUUUAAAAGGACACAAUAAAUAAAGUUUAUUGUGUGCAAGAAACAUUUUGUUUAAUGGUAAAUGAAAGUGUGUUUCUCAAUACACAAUAAGUGUCAUUAGCAAGCCUAUCACACAAGUUCCAAGAUAAGUUUUGAAACUCUUUCCCUAUGUGUUACUCUUUUAUAAAACAUUUAGUUGGUUCUUUGUUUUGUGUUUUCUUUAAAGUUAACAAGCAUGAAAGUCAUGAUAGUAGGUUCAUUACUUUUUGGAAAUUAGUUUGACAUAGGCGGAUCCAGGUGGCCCUGGGGGAAUUUGGUUGAUUAACGGUAUAUAGGGAAUCACUGAAGCAGGACUGGAGCCCCCUUAGGUCAGUCAUCAGCCCCCCCCCCCCCCCCCCCUUUUUACAAAAAGUUCUGGAUCCACCACUACUUGACUCCUCACAUUUAUUUUUAAUUUAAUAAACAGGAAUCUGAAUUAACAAUCCACUAUGAAUAAUUGCCUCUUCCAAAAAAACAGAUGUAAUUUGUCAUAAAUAUUAAAGUCUUUAGAAGCAGAGCAUUACUUGUGACUAUGUACCCAAAAGAAUUAUACUGCAUAAUGACCACCAAUAAUCCUAUCUUAAAAUUUGAGAACAAUGGUCUUCUGUUAGUAGAUACCACAGGCAUAUUAAGGUUGUUUGAUGAUUUAGUUGUGUACUGUGUCGUAAUGUUGAUGUGUAUUUUUUAAACAGAAGUACAUCUUAGCUAUGGUUGUUUGACGAUUUAAUUGUGUACUGUGUCGUAAUGUUGAUGUGUAUUUUUUAAACAGAAGUACAUCUUAGCUAUGGUUGUUUGACGAUUUAAUUGUGUACUGUGUCGUAAUGUUGAUGUGUUUUUUUAACAGAAUUACAUCUUAGCUAUGGUUGUUUGACGAUUUAAUUGUGUACUGUGUCGUAAUGUUGAUGUGUUUUUUUAACAGAAUUACAUCUUAGCUAUGGUUGUUUGAUGAUUUAGUUGUGUACUGUGUUGUAAUGUUGAUGUGUUUUUUUUAAACAGAAGUACAUCUUAGCUAUGGUUGUUUGACGAUUUAGUUGUGUACUGUGUUGUAAUGUUGGUGUAUUUUUUAAACCAUUAGUACAUGAUAAGUAUGGUUGUUUGACGAUUUAGUUCUGUACUGUUUUGUAAUGUUGGUGUAUUUUUUAAACCAUUAGUACAUGAUAAGUAUGGUUGUUUGACGAUUUAGUUCUGUACUGUUUUGUAAUGUUGGUGUAUUUUUUAAACCAUUAGUACAUGAUAAGUAUGGUAGUAUGGUAUGUAUCCCAUUAAUGAAUGACAUAUUCAGUGAUUUGUUGAUAUUUUUAUGAAAUCAUUAUAUCAUAUUGUAGUCAUGUGAUAACCAUUAAAUCUGUCUCAUUAUA